AUGUUUGCCAGACAGGCAUCUAUCCGCGACGCUUACGAAGACCUCGGUAUCGAAGAGGGCGCGUCCCUUGAAGCGGUUAAGACAGCCUACAGGCAGGCAGGUCUCGCGCUCAAAACACAUCCCGACAAGAACCCAGGCGAUGCGGACGCCACCGCUCAGUUCCAGAAAGUCAGUGCCGCCUACAACACGCUCGUCAAGCACCUCGACCGCUCAGAGCCACAACGCCACUCGCACACCCAUGAAUACGGAUUCAACCAGGGGGACUACUACGACGAUGAUGUCGACGACUACGAUUACUUCGAUGACGACGACUACUACGAUGAGUACGAAUCCGACUUUGAGGAUCACUUAGACUUCUACAGAUUCCUGUUUGAGGAAAUCAUGAGAGGUCGAUCGAGCCGUUUUGCCCACGCCCAAUUCACCCGUGCUCAUCCUCACCAUCCUUCUCACCGCCCUCCAUCCCCACCCGAGAGUGAGGAACAGUAUGCCGCACGUCUGCGGCGACAACGGGAGGAACAGGAGCGUGCUGCGGAGCGGCGUGCUGAGGAGGAGGCCGCUCGGAAAGCAGAACAGGAGAGAGAACGCGAGCAAGAUCGGCGGGAGGCGGAGCAAAGGAAGCGCGACAGGGCUUCUACGAAGAAGGCGGAGGCGGCAGCGUCGCGCAGGACUGCAGAGCAAAAGAUGCGAUCACAGCAAGAACAGGCCCAAAUAAAACGCUCUGAGGUCUUUGCGGCCGCUCGUCGCGGAGACUUUGCGACUGUCAAGAAAGGUGUAUGGGAGGAUGAUGUUGAUGCAGCUGGCGGCGAGAUACGCAAGGGUUUCGAAGACUUCAUCCAGACGCCUCCCGGAGAUCGUGCUGAGACGCUGCUGCACAUUGCCGCAAAGCAUGGAAACGUUGACAUUGUGGAGUGGCUUGACUCUCACAGCGCCGACCCUGAAGAACGCAACAGUAAUGACAUGACGGUCUUCCAUGCGGCAUUACAGAACGGCCAUUCCAAUGUUCUCAAGCAUCUCUUCGAGGCGUACGAACCUAACGAGAACAAGGGCAUCUACCGCUCGCCUAAACACAUCUCCAACCUCCGCAUAGCUCUUGACUCAAAGGUUCCUGAGGUGGUCUGGAUGGUUCUCGAUAAGCACCUCUUCACCGACGACGAUAUUUCUGAGGCCUGGAGAAUUGCAAAUGACAAGAAGUUCCAGAAUGGAGUCAAGUCGACGAGCAAGCACGAAGAGCUAGUCAAUUUGUUGGACAGUUUCGGCAAGUUCUCGCUCAGCAAGCCCGUAUCGGAAGCGCUACCAUCCCCAUCUUCGAACCCACCGCCCUCGAGCUCUACGCGGCCACAGGUUAACGGCAAGCCCCACCGGUCACGACCAACUGUGGUGGUCGAGGACCUCCGCUCACACACUGCUUCUCCAUCGUCGGCUGCUUCCGACGCGACGCACUCUCCAUCCGGUGCGAACGGCUCUCGCGGCCGUGGUAAGAACCCAUACCGUGGUUCUUUCCGCCCGUACAAUCAACAAGGUUCAGCCCCUUCAUCUCCCAGUUCGACUAGUCCUUUCACCGGAUCAUUCCAACAAGGCACGCCACCAUUCUCACCCAGUCGUGGCCGUGGCAGAGGCCGAUUCUCCACUUUUCGUGGUCAUGGUCGUGGGCGCGGGCGGGGCAACCCAGCUGCGUGA
Messenger RNA from Epithele typhae, 1677 nucleotides. RefSeq lists its product as uncharacterized. The record is from RefSeq and is a predicted model, not a curated record. NCBI's taxonomy places the organism in Eukaryota, Fungi, Basidiomycota, Agaricomycetes, Polyporales, Epitheliaceae. The transcript is spliced from 7 exons. The coding region runs from base 1 to 1677 and encodes 558 amino acids. Gene Ontology annotation, molecular function: protein binding.